CACCACGCAAAUGCAAUUCAUUAUGUGGCGGAAGCUUAUUAUAUACCUUAGGUGGACUGUCUUGAUAAACAGACAUAAAGAGUCACUAGCUACCAAUAAAUAAAUUGCCGUUUGGAUACAAAAUUUUGUUCGCUGAUAUCAAGUUCUCAUCCAAUUCUUAAAGAGAGAUGUCCGUGCAGCAAGCCGUUAAAUGUGUGAUAGUUGGAGAUGGAGGCGUCGGAAAAACAUGCGUUCUACAAAGUUUUACCAACAAUGCUUUCCCUGAAGAAGAAUAUAUCCCAACAGUUUUCGACAAUUUUUCAGCAAAUGUUAUGGUCAAUGACAUUCUUGUAAAUAUGGGACUAUGGGACACGGCGGGUCAAGAAGAUUAUGACAGACUUCGUCCUCUGUCAUAUCCAAAAACAGACGUUUUCUUACUUUGUUUUUCUGUAACAUCUCCAACGUCAAUGGACAAUAUUGUCGAAAAAUGGUUUCCCGAAGUAACUCAUCACGUACCGAGAGCAAAAACGAUAUUAGUCGGUACAAAAAUAGAUUUACGAAAUUCGGAAGCGGUGGCGGAAGAGUUGAAAAAACAAGGAAAACGUCCUGUCACGUAUGAAGAAGGAUCUGCAUUAGCGGAGAAGUUGGGAGUACUUUUUUACAGAGAAUGUUCAGCUAAGACGCAAGAGAAUAUCAGGGAAUUGUUUGUAGAGACUGCUUCGGCAAUUUUGUAUCCAGCAAAUUCAGAAAAACCCAAGAAAAUUUGCUCACUAUUGUAAUUUGAUGCAACGCGUAUUUUUAUGCAGUAUUAUUCAUUAUAUUUUACCUUUUAUUAUUUAUUCACUGUUUGUUUCCGUCAAAAAAAGUUAAAU
Molecule: messenger RNA, 851 nt
Organism: Styela clava
Lineage: Eukaryota; Metazoa; Chordata; Ascidiacea; Stolidobranchia; Styelidae
Product: ras-related C3 botulinum toxin substrate 2-like
Biological process (GO): small GTPase-mediated signal transduction
Molecular function (GO): GTPase activity; GTP binding
Source: RefSeq, a predicted model, not a curated record